Messenger RNA from Impatiens glandulifera, 1120 nucleotides. RefSeq lists its product as uncharacterized. The transcript is spliced from 2 exons. The record is from RefSeq and is a predicted model, not a curated record. Bases 112 to 1077 code for a protein of 321 amino acids. Lineage: Eukaryota; Viridiplantae; Streptophyta; Magnoliopsida; Ericales; Balsaminaceae.
UCACGAGUCUAGAUCCAAAUCGAAGGCUACACUGAGCACAGUGGCUCCUGCUACUCGCUUGGAGGAGUUCUUAGAUCUACUCUGAAUCUGAUCGUCUCUUCUAAUCUUUCAAUGGCGAAUGCUUGGAGAAGAGAUCGAACAACGAAGUUAUUCAGUUCCAAAACGAGUCUCCUCUUCAUAUCAGUCACUCUCCUCUUCCUCGCCUUCUUCUUCCUAACUUCUCGCAUCUCCAAUCCUUCCUCCUCAAAUCAAAUCUAUGUCAAAUCCUCAAUAAACCUAUUCCCCAUUAUCCCUCCCUUCGAUUGCUACACUUCUCCUCAAUCUCAUCCCGUAAUCGCCAAUCUAGUCGAAGGUCUCAAAUACCCAUUUCUAUAUUCCCUCUCCGAUUUCGGAACCUUACCUGAUAAACCUCACAAGAACAUAGUUCGAAUGCUCAAAGGAAAACCCUUUCGUCGACCUGACAUUUCUGUAACUGUUCAGGAACUUUUGGAGAAGAUGAGGAACGAAGGUAAGACAGGGAUGUUCAUUGAUGUUGGUGCUAAUGUGGGUAUGGCUUCGUUUGCGGCUGCGAUUAUGGGUUUUAAGGUUUUAGCAUUUGAACCCGUGUUUGAGAAUUUACAGAGGAUUUGUGAUGGGAUACAUUUUAAUAGGGUUAAGGAUUUUAUCACUGUUUUUGAAGCUGCUGUUUCUGAUCGAAUUGGAAACAUCACAUUUCACAAGUUGGUAGGGAGGUUGGACAAUAGUGCAAUUUCAGCUGCUGGAGCAAAAAUGGCAUUCAAAUCAAACGAAGAAGUUGCUCUUCAAGUAAGAACAAUUCCUCUCGACGAACUUAUACCAGAAACCGAACCUGUUCUUCUUGUGAAAAUAGAUGUUCAAGGAUGGGAAUAUCAUGUUCUUAAAGGGGCAACAAAAUUGUUGUCAAGGAAGAAAGGAGAUGCCCCAUAUUUAAUCUAUGAAGAAGACCAAAGGCUUUUGGAAGCCAGUAACAGCAGUUCAAACGAGAUUCGACAGUUUCUUAAAACCGUCGGUUACCAUGAAUGUACUCAACAUGGUACCGAUGCUCAUUGUGUUAAGUAAGAACUAAUUAGGGUAAAAAGAAAUGUACACUUCAUUCAUUCUU